AUGGCGAAGGGUUUCUUCAUCAGUAAAGUUGUUGGGAUAGUGGGCAUCGUUGCAGGCGUGGGCGCUGUGGCCACUAUCAUAGCUCUAUCUGUUGUUUAUUCGCAGGAAAAGGCAAAAAACGGCCAGCCCCACACUACAACCAAACCACCCGCAAAAAACGGCCAGCCCCACACUACAACCAAACCGCCCGUCACGACAGCUAAACCGCCCGGCCCGACACCUACCCCAUCCAAUGAUCCUUGGGACCAGUAUCGGCUGCCGAAGAACCUGGUUCCACACACCUACACGGUCAGCUUAAGGCCAUGGCUGACUCCAGAUGAGACCGGACUUUACGUCUUUACUGGUAAAUCCACGCUCACGUUCAGAUGUUGGUUUGGUAAUCUGGUGACCAUGCGGUGGUGGAACGACUUGUGGCUGAACGAAGGCUUUGCAACGUACGUUGAGUACCUGGGAGCCGACCAUGCUGAGCCCGAGUGGAAUGUGAAAGACAUCAUCGUGCUCGCUGACGUCUACCGAGCGUUCGGCGUCGAUGCCUUGGCCUCUUCUCACCCUCUGUCCUCUAAAGAAGAAGACAUCCUGACACCAGCCCAGAUCAGUGAGCUGUUCGACGGCAUCUCAUACAGCAAGGAGAUUAAUACUCCCGCCGACAUAGCUCUAGAGGUCAUUGGGACAUGCAAACCACUCCACUACGAUAAGGUGGUGAUCCCAAUGGAAGCAAAGAUCAUCUCGACGGAGCUGGCCCUGAGAACCACCUUGUACCUGAACCAGGAGACAGACUACAUGCCAUGGCAGUCAGCCAUCGACAACCUGGACUUCUUCUACCUGAUGUUCGACCGCAGAGAGCUGGCCGACGACCUGGGAGGCUUCUACAGGAGCGAGUACAUGGAGAACGGAGUGAAGAAGGUUGUUGCGACCACUCAGAUGCAGCCGACAGACGCCAGGAAGGCUUUCCCCUGCUUCGACGAGCCGGCGAUGAAGGCUGUUUUCCACAUCAGUCUGACCCACGACCUGGGGACGAUCGCCCUGUCCAACGGCCAACAAAAAUCAUCAACCGAAAUCACCGUUGACGGCGUUAAGGUGCAGCAGACAGUGUUUGACCCAACUGAGAAAAUGUCCACCUACCUGCUGGCGUUCAUCGUCUGCGACUACGGUUUUAUCGNGAAGUCUGACUGAGAGUUAGGUUCUGCAGGAAAACUGACUGAUCUUUUUUUUUUCCUGACAUCAGAUCAGAUAGCUCUGCCGGACUUUAAUGCUGGAGCCAUGGAGAACUGGGGUCUGAUCACAUACAGGGAGACGGUGCUGCUGUACGAUGAGGAGUACUCCUCCAACAGCAACAAGGAGAGGAUCGCCACCAUCAUCGGCCACGAGCUGGCUCACAUGUGGUUUGGUAAUCUGGUGACCCUGCGAUGGUGGAACGACUUGUGGCUGAACGAAGGCUUUGCAUCGUACGUCGAGUACCUGGGAGCCGACCAUGCUGAGCCCGAUUGGAAUGUGAAAGACCUCAUCGUGCUCGGUGAUGUCCACCGAGUGUUUGCCGUUGAUGCUUUGGCCUCUUCUCACCCUCUGUCCUCUAAAGAAGAAGACAUCCAGACACCAGCCCAGAUCAAUGAGCUGUUCGACGCCAUCUCAUACAGCAAGUUAAUGGGUUCCUGUUCACACUCCACCUCCUUCCUCAGGUAUAACCAGGUGAACGCCAUCAGCCUGGCCUGCAGGACUGGCCUGCAGGAGUGCCAAACUCUGACCACGACUUGGUUCAGCGACUGGAUGAACUCUGACAUCAACCAGAUCCACCCCAACCUCCGGUCUACUGUGUACUGUAACGCCAUCGCAGCAGGGGGCGCUGCAGAGUGGGAAUUUGCCUGGUCAAAGUUUAGGAGCACCAGCCUUGCCAUUGAAGCUGACAAACUGCGUGCUGCGUUGGCCUGCACCAAAGAGUCCUGGCUGCUGAACAGGUACCUGGAAUACACUCUGGACCCAAACCUGAUCCGGAAACAGGACUUCAGCUCCACCGUCAUCUACAUCGCCAACAAUGUAAUCGGUCAGCCUCUGGCGUGGGACUUUAUCAGGGCUAAUUGGCCCUACAUCUUCUCUGAGUACGGUGGUGGAUCGUUCUCCUUCUCCAACCUCAUCAAUGGCGUUACCGAACGCUUUUCCACCCAAUUCGAGCUUGACCAGGUUUGA
This is a messenger RNA of Stegastes partitus (bicolor damselfish), 2181 nucleotides long. Its product is annotated as aminopeptidase N-like. Lineage: Eukaryota; Metazoa; Chordata; Actinopteri; Pomacentridae. The transcript has 17 exons. The record is from RefSeq and is a predicted model, not a curated record. Gene Ontology annotation, biological process: proteolysis; peptide catabolic process. Gene Ontology annotation, cellular component: plasma membrane; cytoplasm. Gene Ontology annotation, molecular function: zinc ion binding; metalloaminopeptidase activity; peptide binding.